AUGCAUUGGUGGGAGCCAGAGAAUUUUGUAAAUCGAUAAAAUUUCGCGUUUAAAAUACGUGCCUGAAAGUAUCAACAAUUUUGCUUUAAACGAGCUGUCCAACCCGCAUUAUUUCGGUGCAGAAGUUUACCAGAGUAGGUACUUUUAUGUUUAGUGUUUUUAGAGUUUUUCGUUAAAAACCAGGAUAUUCAACAUGAAAUUCAUCGUGUUCGCGGUGGUAUUCGGUUCAGCCCUAGUAUUUGCGGCAGCUUCUCCAGCUGCGGAUACAUUUGAACAGCACGUACAAAAAAAACAAGAAGCUGCUGCCAAACAUUGUAAUGCUACUUAUCCAGUUACCGAAGAUUCACUUAAUAAAUUACGAACUCAGAUCGUCAAUGGAGACACGAUCACAACUACAUUGCACAAUAAAUGGUGUAAUUUGAUGUGCAUGCUUGAACAAAUUGGAUUCUACGAUGCUGAAGGCAGAAUGCAAGUUGGAAAGAUUUACAACUACACAUUGAAAGCGAUUCCUGAAAUUGAACCCAACAAGCAUUCGUUUUUGAUUUACUUAUUCCAAAUUGCUCGAUCGACCCAGCAUGCGGAAGAUAAAUGCCAGAAGGCUUAUGUAGGAUACGGUCGAUUUGUCGAAGCCGUUUUGAUACAUACCUUGGCUGUUGAUUUGGAAACUUUUGACGCCGCUACCAAGGAAAAAAUUGUCCAAAGUGUGCUGACUGGAGACGUAUUACCUAGUGAAUUACAGGGUACCAUAGCAAAAUGGUUUAAAAAUAACGAGUCAGUCAUCAAACAAGUAGCUGAAUAACAAAGAAACUGGUGUCGUCUCUGCCCCUGCUCCUGCUCUCGCAUUAGCUAACUCGAUAAUGUCUUUACAAUUCAUAUGUAUGUACCUACCUAUAAUAACUAUAUCUACUCAUUGAGAAGAAAAAAUUGUUCAUAUCAUAAUUAUCUCAAAAUAUGUCAUAUUUUAUAGAUUGCAUUUAAUUUAAAAAAUUAGGUAAGUAAUUGCCUAAUAAAAUUCGGUUACUUAUUUAGAAAA
Molecule: messenger RNA, 1033 nt
Organism: Planococcus citri (citrus mealybug)
Lineage: Eukaryota; Metazoa; Arthropoda; Insecta; Hemiptera; Pseudococcidae
Exons: 7
Coding region: 194-799 (201 amino acids)
Molecular function (GO): odorant binding
Source: RefSeq, a predicted model, not a curated record